This is a messenger RNA of Lactuca saligna, 474 nucleotides long. NCBI's taxonomy places the organism in Eukaryota, Viridiplantae, Streptophyta, Magnoliopsida, Asterales, Asteraceae. The record is from the annotation of a GenBank genome assembly.
AUGCCUUCGAAGACUGGAUUUUUUCGCAGAAUCAAGAUGAAUUCUAAACACAAGAGUCGCUCACCUUUAACCAAUGUUGUUCAUAAACCACAGGUUUCGCAUCAAGGAGUCAUUUUUCAUGAGAUUCCUUCCCCUGCAUCACCGUCUUCUAAGAAGAGAAGGGAAACAUACAUGGCCAAACAUAUUUCAAAGAAGAAGAAGAAGGGUAGAGUGAUUAUUUUGUCAGAAUCUACAACUGAUGAAACUGAAACCAUUCUAGGGACACUGGAAGCUGAUCUUCAAAAAGAUAAUGUAAUACCACCUGAAGUUUCGAUUGCCAAGACAGUUUCUGUGGAGGAACAAACUUCUGACACUUUUGUAAACAUAUCUAAUAUGGAUGCAAGUGUCACAAUGGGUGAGGAUGCUUCGCAUGUUGUAGACAAAAGUAAAUCUUCGGAUGUUACUCCAUACACAACUGUUUCUUUCUCUUCAUAG